Drosophila pseudoobscura is the source of this 7506-nucleotide messenger RNA. RefSeq lists its product as uncharacterized. Gene Ontology annotation, molecular function: ATP binding; adenylate cyclase activity; peptide receptor activity. The record is from RefSeq and is a predicted model, not a curated record. NCBI's taxonomy places the organism in Eukaryota, Metazoa, Arthropoda, Insecta, Diptera, Drosophilidae. Bases 1252 to 6495 code for a protein of 1747 amino acids. The transcript has 15 exons. Gene Ontology annotation, cellular component: plasma membrane. Gene Ontology annotation, biological process: protein phosphorylation; intracellular signal transduction; cGMP biosynthetic process.
UCGUUGCCGACACAGACGAAGUAAUGUUGGCUCUGUCUCCGGCUUCGAAGGCUGCCGCGAUUGCGACCCAAACAGACUCGUUUUGAUUUCAGUUUCAGUUCCCGUGCAAAUCCCGAAGCGUUUGGUUGUGUCUCCGCACAACAUCACAUCAUAUCCUACGCUCGGUCGCAUCCAGCGAUAGUCGCGCGCGUAUUUCGACUUUUGUGCUGCCCGGAAAGUAGGCAACACGGUUUGUGCUACUGAUGCCCCGGAAAACGUGGGAAAUGUGAACUGUAGGCAACGCGAACCAAACUGUGCAAGAAUUGUGCCCCCCAUGAGCUGCCCCUUUUGUUUGGUGUGUGUUCUUAAAGCUUUAACAUUGCUGAAGCGUAGGAUUUUUUAUGAAUGAACCGCUUAGGCGGCAGGCGGUACUGGAGGCAUCUGCGCGACUCUUGUGAAAUUUUGUGCUAAAGCGCUGAGGCUAAAGAAUAUACGAGACUCGAAGACGGAGCUUGUCCUGUGUACAAUUACCAAAAAGCUUUUGCUGGAAAUACUAUUUGAUACACGACGAAAGUCAAACGGCCGAAGCGUUUUAAUUGCCUUCGGCAGAAAGGAUUUCCUGCUGCUGUCCGAAAGUGCGUGCGAGUCCAAGUCCGCCUCCUAUUUCCUCGAAGUGUGCGUAUACGUGUGUUCAAGUGAAGUGUGCGCGUGUCGCAGACAGGCAAAGGACCCCAAACAGGCUAAAUCUCCUAGGCCAGACAAGCCUUUUUGACCCGUCGACAGCCAUCAAAGCGGCUUACCCCAUCAGCAGGCAGUGUGGUGUCUGGACAGAAGCACUCACACACAUCAGGACAGCGACAGUGUUGGUGGACAGCCUGCAAUUUGCCAGCAAAUAGAAACACAAUUAUGGGAAAUUCGAACCAAACUACGUCAAAGUUCAUUAACAACAAAAAUACAGGAAACGCAAACAUCAGAAACAACAACAACAACAGGCAGAACAGCAACUACAAACAGCAAAAAAUGUAAAGGGCCCCCUGAGAGUGGACUUUAAAGAAGGGGCCCGCUCAGCUUUUGAUUGGAAGUGGAAGUGGGCUUAAAAGUAGAAGGCAACAGGCACCAGAAAACCAAGAAUCUCAAUUGCAACGACUAUUCAGGGGACAAAAGCCGCAUUCAACAACAACAGCAACAGUAAAGAACCUUCAACAACCAAAAAGGACCUUCAACAACAAGAAGAACGAACCGCCAGAAACCACAGAAAAAUACGCAACAUAAAUGAAGUUAACAAUCUGUCAAAUUGCUAAAUUAUUUCUGCUGUUGACAGCCUUCUUCUUUCUCAAUUCCCCCCAUAGUGUUGCCUCUUUAGCCAUCAGCUCCUCCUCGACCGCCACCACUACCAACUCCUCCAUCAGUUCCUUCUCCCCCUCAUCUUAUGCCACUUCCAGUUUUAUAUCUCAGCCAGACAACGUUUCGGUGUCCUCAUUGGGUGUCCUUGUCCUGCAAACGGCCAAGAAAGCAAGUGAAUCUGGUGCAGCAUCAACAGCUGUGGCUACGUGGACUUCCGCAACGACAACAGCCGCAGCAGCACCAGCAGAGACAGCAACAACACUUAGUAGCAAUUCAAUUUGGAAACCAGCAACAGCCAGAGAAGCGACAUCAUCCACAAGAAACCCACGUAAUGCGCGUGAUGCUGAACGUCAGAGACGUCAAAAUCAACAGGACACAGAGCAACAGCAGCAGGAGCAACAUAGGCAACAGCCACAUCCAGACGAGGGCCAAGAAGAGCAGCAGCAACAUUAUCAGCAACAGCAGCCAAAGGUGCAACAACUGCAACACAAGAAGGAACAACGUCAAAGAAGACAGAACAAGCAACACCAAAAACCAAAACCCAAGGCCCAACGGGUGGGCGUUUUAAUACCACCAUCAUUGCACACUGAUAUGAUGCAUGUGCAACAGGGCUUCCACAAUUUUCUCGACUUUUUCCAACUGCACUUUUCUAAUGUCAGCGUCGAUUUUCUACGUGAUGUGGAUUUAAGUGGCUUCAUUAAAUUACUGGAGCUACCGAAAUACACCAGCGUUGUAAAGACUUUAAAUGCGGGCAUUAAUGCAGACACCGACGUGGACCUGAACCUGAACCAAAAUGGAAGCAGUGGGAAUAGCUCUGCGAAUGUGGACAUUGACCCAGCCAAAAAGCAACUGCCACGUCAGCAGCAUCAGCAGGAGCCACAGGAGCAACAGCAUCAGCAGGAGACUAAAGUGAAUCAGUCGUCAGCAGGAGACUGGAAUGAGAGGAAUCAUUGGAACGAUGCCCGCAGCUUGGGUCACUGUCAUCAGCUGGCCGAGCAACUGGCACACGAUUAUAAUAAGACCAUCGUCCUGUGGCCCUGUCCGCGAAUGAAAAUCUCGAGCAAUUUUCUGCCAUCAUUCGAGGCAAUUUCCCUGGCCGUGCAAAGCAUUGCCAGCAAACUGAAUUGGUCGCAGGUUGAUAUCUAUGUUGGCGACGACAAUUGGGGCCUAGGACUGGCCAUAGCGGCCAACUUGCAUGUACCAUAUCGCAUUGAAAUUGGCAGGACAGUACGUGACCUGCAUGGCCAGGAUAAGCCAGGCAAAGCAAUUAUUAUCACGGCCCCACUGAACGAUGACAGUACGCUCCGUUUGCUGGCGAGCAUGGAAAAGGUGGAGAAUGAGGCUGACUACCAACUGGAGGAUGCGGCGCCUCCGACCAAACAGCAUACGAAAGUACUGCUCAUCGAUAUGGUGGCCAGCUCAUUGAAUGUCGAACAUCGUUUCUACAAAUAUCUGGCCCGCCUUCGCCGCCGCCAUCCACUGCCACUGCCACUGCAGCAGGGCGGGGGUGGAGGGAACUCGAGCUCUGUUUCGGGCCUGGUCACCAGCAAUCUGUUGGUGCUGACUCUGCUAAGCGAUAAGCAUCGACACUUUCUGAAUGCCGCCGGUCUGAUGGCCACAAUGCAGAAUUUUCGGAUGCCACAGGGAGAGCAGCACAACGAUGACGCUUCGACCAGUGGGACCAUGACCGGGGCCCAUCACAAUGCCAGUGUGGACAAACUUUACCCUUACAUAAAGCUCUUUCCCCUCUACGAUCUGAUUGUCACGCACAUUGCCACAGCGGCGGUCCCAUCGAAUGCCAGCCGAACGGAAACCAUUCCCAAAUAUGAUUUCAUAGUUUUGGACUUUGUGCGGGAUGCCAACGUUCAGGUGGCAGCCACCAGCUACAAAUGGCGGCCGCUGCUCAUCCUGGAGUGGAGUGACAGGAGGAGGUUGGUGAGUGCGGAUGGGGCCAGCGGCGACUCCUACAUUACCCAUUCCGUGCAGCCGGGCUACGAUGAAUGGCUGCUGGUGAGCAGCGUCCAAUUGUGGCAUUGCGGUGCCAUCUGUUGGACCAUCGUUGCCAUCUGUGUGGGCCUCCUGAUGAUCAUUGUGGCAGGCAGCGUGGCCGCCGGCAUAGCCCUGAGAAACUAUUUCCUGCGACAGCGUCUCUCCAAAGGACCCAAUAAGAUCGUCCUAUCCGCCAGUGACUUUGUUUUUCCCGUGGAUUCACGAAGGGUGGAUGAGGGCAUUGAGGCCAUGCUCUGCUGUUGGCUGCAGCAGCUCCAGGAGUUUGGUGGCCCCGAAGUGGACAAACCCGAUCUGCUUAAGGGCUCCAUUGGAUCGCUUAAGAAUCUGGGAUUUGUGAUACCCGGAGCAGCAGCUUCCACGGGUGCUGUGGGGAGCUCCACCACGACCACGGUGAACGGAAAGAGAGGCUCCUCCGCCACGGGCAGCCUGGCCAGGCACAAUCCCGCACAUCUGGACAUGAGAGCGCGCUACAACGGGGAUCUGGUGCAGCUCAAGGAGAUCCACAUGAAUGGUUCCGCAGAACUGCGAUCCAAGGCAAUGGAUCUCCUAGUAAUGGCCCAUGGCUUGAGGCACGAGAACAUCAAUCCAUUGAUUGGCUGGCUCUCAGAUCCGAAUCGCACGGCAAUGGUAUUUGACUAUUGCUCUCGGGGAUCCCUGCAGGAUGUCCUCAUCAUGGAUGAGAUCAAGCUGGACUGGUCCUUCCGCCUCAGCCUGCUCACGGAUCUAGUCAGAGGCAUGCGUUACCUUCACACCUCUCCCCUACGCGUUCAUGGCGCCCUCACCUCUCGGAACUGUGUGGUGGAUGCCCGUUGGGUCCUAAAGAUCACCGACUACGGCCUCAAUUCCUUCUACGAGGCUCAGGGCCUGCCACUGAUGCCACGCAGCGCCAAAGAACUACUUUGGACAGCCCCCGAGCUGCUGCGCCUCAUGAAGACCCAUCAGCAGCAGCACCUGCAUCACCACCAGCACCACGGACGCAUCCAGUUUGGCACACAGCUCGGGGAUGUCUACUCCUUUGGCAUCAUCAUGCAGGAGGUUGUGGUGCGUGGGGAGCCCUACUGCAUGCUCUCCCUCUCGCCGGAGGAUAUCAUUGCGAAGAUCAAGAAGCCACCGCCACUGAUACGUCCCUCCGUUUCAAAGGGUGCUGCUCCGCCGGAGGCCAUCAAUAUCAUGCGUCAGUGCUGGGCCGAACAGCCAGAUAUGCGACCAGAUUUCAAUUCCGUUUACGAGCGCUUCAAGAUGUUAAAUCAUGGUCGAAAGGUGAACUUUGUGGACACCAUGUUCCAAAUGCUGGAGAAGUACUCCAAUAAUCUGGAGGAGCUGAUACGAGAGCGCACCGAUCAAUUGGAUAUUGAAAGAAAGAAGACUGAACAGCUGCUGAAUCGCAUGUUGCCAAAUUCUGUGGCUGAGAAACUCAAAAUGGGCUUGGGCGUGGAUCCUGAAGAGUUCUCCGAUGUUACCAUAUACUUUAGCGAUAUUGUUGGUUUUACAACAAUAGCCGCACAUUGCAGUCCCGUACAGGUUGUGGAUUUGCUGAAUGAUCUCUACACGAUCUUUGAUGCCACCAUCAAUGCGUAUAAUGUCUACAAGGUGGAGACCAUUGGCGAUGCCUAUAUGGUGGUGAGUGGCCUACCCGUGAAGAUACCCGAUCACGCCGAGCAGAUAGCCACCAUGGCUCUGGAUCUGCUCCAUCAGAGCGGUCGCUUCAAUGUCAAACAUCUGCCUGGUGUGCCUCUCCAGCUGCGCAUAGGUCUGCACACAGGUCCAUGCUGUGCCGGUGUGGUGGGCCUCACGAUGCCACGGUACUGUCUCUUUGGCGACACCGUCAAUACAGCCUCCAGAAUGGAAUCUACAGGUUCCUCUUGGCGCAUCCACAUGUCCCAGGAGACACGGGAUCGUUUGGAGGCUCGUGGGGGCUAUGCCAUAGAACCUCGAGGACUCAUCGAUAUCAAAGGCAAGGGUAUGAUGAAUACCUUCUGGCUGCUCGGCAAGAAGGGCUUUGAUAAGCCACUGCCAGCACCACCGCCAAUCGGAGAGUCGCAUGGCUUGGAUGAAUCCCUCAUCAGGAACUCCAUCACCCUCAAGGCGCAGGCGAAUAAAUCCCGAACAAGCACGAAUCCCUCAUCAUCGCAGAGCUCCUCGCUGGCGGGGGAGUCUGUGGAGGUGAAAGUGGAGAUUACGCCGCCUGCCAACUCGGAUAUGGCAUCCGUGGGACAUCUGCCCAAUUCCUAUUCUCUGGACUCCAAUUCCACCAACACGAUCAGUCCGAAUGCCACACUCUGUCCGGAGUUCCCCGGCAAGACGACGACGCCCAGCAGCACGAGUCCACAGUCCCGUAAGCUGUCCGAACUAACGCCGGAUAAUCUACUGAAUCCAAACAGCUUCAACCGACUGCCCAACUCUACAGGCGGCUCCAGCUCGCGGCUCUACAAGAAGAUCGAGGAGAUGAUGGACCUGAGCUCGCCCUACAACCACUACAAGUGUCUCAGUCCCAGCGAGAGCAAUCUGACCCAGUUCUACGACGGCAAGUAUCUGUACGGCAAUGCGGGGUCCUGUCAUGGCGGAGGGGCGGGCAGCGUGGCCAGUGGUCCGGGCAGCGGUGGCAGCUCGAUGGGCGGCAGUACGGCGAAAUUCGAUAGCAAACCCGGCUCCAGUCGCCUGCUGCGUCGCCAGUUCAGUCUCGAUCGCGACGACCAGCAGGCGAAGGGAGAACAACAGCAUCAGCACUCUCUGCAGGCCACCAACUACGCCGCUUUGGUGAGUGCCAGCAAGAGCUCGAUGCUGGACAUUCCCAUCAUCCAUGACACGUCGCGCAGUCCCAAGGGGACGCUGACGCGGGCCCACAAACAGAACUCGUCGUCGAUCACCCAGGAUCUGGAGAAGAUCGAGGAGAUACCGCUGUCGCCGGCCUCCUCGCAGCACCACAGCAGUCUCGAUAGCAAUCUCAAUCGUAGUCCGCCCUCCACUCUGGAGGCGCAGUCACCGCCGCUGCCACCAUUGGCCCUGAGUCCGCCCCUCCUGUCGGCCCCCACAUCGCCGGCGCCGUCCCGCACCCUCAAUGGCAUCUUUGCCCACAGUCCCAACAAUACCAACAACAACAAUGGUAGCCCCAGUACUGCCCCAGAGCUGACCCUGAAUGUGGAGCAGCUCUUGAGCAGAUAGGGCACAAUCUAAGGCCCAAACGUAGCCGUUGGCCAAAAAACCAAGCUUUAGGUCCUCAAGAAGGCCAAAAAAUAAAACCGAUUUAAGAGUACGAAUACGAAUACGAAUGAAUCUGAGUGUGAGAAUACGAAUGAGAGUAAGUGUGAAAGUGCAUGAGUUUGUGGCAAGUGUUGUGAUGUGGAAAGCAAAGUACCUCGGAUGCAUGCAAACUUGGUUCCAGCAGCAAAAUGAAAGUACAAUUUAGUUGAGGAUUAAUACAACCCAUCACUGUCCAUUGUUCCAUAGAAUGAAUCUUAUAUAAACCCUAUCCCCAUCCUCAAUGAGUGCCAAAAUCCUGAAUACUGAACAACCAAAGUCGGAAUAUAAUCAAAAGCAUCUGAAACUUCUCUGUACUGUGCUGUACUGUACUGACUGUCUCCUGGUAAUCAAAAGAACUACAAUAUUAUAUGUAUGUAUAUCUGAUCUGAUCUUAACUUUCGGGCUGUUUCUUUGUUCCACUUGCAUGGGUUUUCAAUUAACAAAAACUAAACAUAGAAUAUACAAUAUACAUACACAUAUAUAUUAUAUAUUAUAUACAUGAUGUUCCUUUUUCGAGAAUAAAAGAAAUAAUUAGAAAAUUCAAUCCAGUCACAGAAUAUUUAGUAUAUAUAUAGCGGACAAUUCCAUACAUACAUAUUUACGAGUAUCGUAUAAGUAUUGCGCGUACGUGAAUUUAGUUUUCUAAAGACAAUCGUUGUUACUUUUAAAUGAAAUGAAAUCUAAACUAUAUACCAUAGGAAGGAUAAGAACCGAAAUGAAUCGUUUGUCUCACUAUCUAAUGAUAUAUAUGUAUACAUAUAUAGUAUAUAGUAUAUAUUUUGUAACCGCUCUUAGUCUAAUCGGAUUGUAAACUACUCUCAUCAUCCACUACAGUGCAUGCGUGUGUAUAUCUAUCCCGGAUUAAGGAAAUCAACCUCAAAUAUCAGUUCUAAUAUAAAAUAGGUCUCUAGCCAAAAUUCAAGAGGAAUAUAA